Molecule: messenger RNA, 664 nt
Organism: Pezoporus flaviventris
Lineage: Eukaryota; Metazoa; Chordata; Aves; Psittaciformes; Psittacidae
Gene: UBE2C
Product: ubiquitin conjugating enzyme E2 C
Exons: 6
Coding region: 48-575 (175 amino acids)
Source: RefSeq, a predicted model, not a curated record
GCGUCCAGCGCCCGCCAACCGGGGGGGCAGCGGCGGCCGGAGCCGCCAUGGCCUCGCAGAACGCGGAUCCCGCCGCCGUGCCCCGCAAAGCGGCUGAGGCGGGGGCCACGGCGGCCCGCGGCGCGGUGGGGAAGAGGCUGCAGCAGGAGCUGAUGGCGCUCAUGAUGUCCGGUGACAAAGGCAUCUCCGCCUUCCCCGAGUCCGACAACCUCUUCAAGUGGAUCGGGACCAUCAACGGCGCCGCGGGCACGGCCUACGAGGAGCUGCGGUACAGGCUGUCACUGGAGUUCCCCAGCGGGUACCCCUACACCGCGCCCACGGUGCGGUUCCUGACCCCCUGCUACCACCCCAACGUUGACACACAGGGCAACAUCUGCCUCGACAUCCUCAAGGACAAGUGGUCAGCCCUCUACGACGUCCGCACCAUCCUGCUUUCCAUCCAGAGCCUGCUAGCAGAGCCAAACAUCGAGAGCCCCCUGAACACACACGCUGCUGAGCUCUGGAAGAACCAAACCGCCUACAAGAAGUACGUGCGGGAGACUUAUGCGAAGCAGACCCACAGCCAGGACAACUGACCGGCACCACCACGUCCCCCCCUGCCCCUGCCCAGCCGCUGCCACGGCUUCUGUAUCAUAGCUAUUAUUAAAUUAAUUUUGCAGUCUGA